Molecule: messenger RNA, 1305 nt
Organism: Phaeoacremonium minimum UCRPA7
Lineage: Eukaryota; Fungi; Ascomycota; Sordariomycetes; Togniniales; Togniniaceae
Product: putative sphingomyelinase family protein
Exons: 3
Coding region: 1-1305 (434 amino acids)
Source: RefSeq, a predicted model, not a curated record
AUGGACACGCUGAGAGAGACCUUGGAGGUGUUGUCGUCCCACCCUCAGGCCCGCAACAGCUACGAUAUUUACUUGGCAAUGGAACAGCGUGAGGACAAUGCCGAGCUCAAGGCCAUGUCUCUUAUCUCUGAGUUCGUCAAGAGGUUCCGCUCUAUCGAGUUUACCCUGCACCCGGCAGACAUCCCAGGUGAAAGUGCAGGCAAAGGCAGCAAUAUGGCCUGGGCUGCUUGCAAGUUGAGUGAGAAAUAUCCUUUGGGUAUUCGGAGGGAUGUUAUUGUCACAGGAAUCGAUGCCAUUGUCCGCGUUGCUGACAUUCUCUGGUGUGCCGCGGGCAUGUCUGGUCUAUACCAUGGCUCAACAAUUGCCCCACCAACCUCUGUAUACUCUAUACCUCUUUCUCUUGUCGACCGGGUUGGAGGCUGGGACUGUGACCCAGAGGCAAUUGGAGAAGACUUACACAUGUAUAUCAAGUGUUUCUUUGCUCUUAAUGGUCAUCUGACCGUCAGGACCGUUCUCAGUCCCGUAAGCCAGACCAACGUCUCUGGGGGAGCAGGACAGGGCCUUGGUAGUCUUCUCGCGGACAUAAAGGCUCGCUACAAACAGGCUAUGCGACAUAUGUGGGGAGCUCUGGAUACUGGAUAUGCUCUCCGUAAGGUAUUCAAGCUCUGGAAAGAGAGAAAGCACACCUCGAGGGCUUACCGACCGCUACACAGCCCAUCGAAAGAUGCCAUCGAGGCUUACAUUUCUGAAGAUCAACUCCACGAUCCCGAGCAGCCUAUUGGCCUCGGUAUCUUCUCCGACAUUACGCGUGACACCUUGAAACAGCCCGACUAUCAACGUAUCUUCUACCUCUUCCAUCGCCUGUUCGAGGCUCACUUUCUGCCCGUUCACAUGACCAUCCUCGUCGUGGCGUCUACGCUGUUUGUCUGGGUGACCGAGGGCGACCCUGACGUCCAUGGCAUUGACUGGAUCUUUGACGCCUGCAACGUCCUCAGAACAGCCGGCUUCAUGGAGAUAGCACUGUAUCUCUUCCUCUACGAGAGAUUCCACAGUAUCUGCGUCUCUGCCCGAGAGAGGGAGAUGACCGCUGCCGGUCUUGCCAAGGGCAUGCAUUUCUCGUACCGUGCGGUCAGGAGGAACUACAUCGACUAUAUCAUGGUGCCGUUUGUCGCUCCUCUAUACGGUGCGAUUCCAUGUGCGCAGGCGCAGAUAUCCCACUUCUGGACCCUGGACUUGGUGUACUCGGUCAGCAAGAAGAUCACUAGACAACGAGGCAGAUCUCUCUCGGCGGCGUCGCUGGCAUGA